Messenger RNA from Rhinopithecus roxellana (golden snub-nosed monkey), 414 nucleotides. RefSeq names its product NADH dehydrogenase [ubiquinone] 1 beta subcomplex subunit 5, mitochondrial-like. Bases 1 to 414 code for a protein of 137 amino acids. The transcript has 2 exons. Lineage: Eukaryota; Metazoa; Chordata; Mammalia; Primates; Cercopithecidae. The record is from RefSeq and is a predicted model, not a curated record.
AUGGUGGGCAUGAGUUUGUUGCGACGGGUUUCGGUUACUGCAGUGGCAGCGCUUUCUGGCCGCCCCCUUGGCACUCGACUAGGAUUUGGGGGCUUCCUCACUCGUGGCUUUCCGAAGGCUGUUGGUGAAGCUGAACUAGCAGAAAUUCCAGAAGGCUAUAUCCCAGAACACUGGGAAUAUUAUAAGCAUCCCAUAUCGAGAUGGAUUGCCCGUAAUUUCUAUGACAGUCCUGAAAAGGUUUAUGAAAGAUCAAUGGCUGUCCUUCAGAUUGAAGCUGAAAAGGCUGAAUUACGGUUAAAGGAGCUGGAAGCACGAAGAUUGAUGCGUAUGAGAGGAGAUAGACCCUGGUAUUACUAUGAGACAAUUGAUAAGGAACUUACUGAUCAUUCUCCAAAAGCAACUCCUGACAAUUAA